UCAGACUCCAUUACUUCCACUCAGCACACUGAGGUUUUUCCAGCCGAGCUCGCCAUCCACCCGGGGCCAUGUUUUGGGUUCACCGCCUGUCCCUCGGCCUCCUGCUGCUCCACCUGGCCACGGCUCACGUAGUCUUCUUGGACGGCGAGGAGGCCAGUCAGGUGCUGAAGCGGCAGAGACGAGCCAACAGCAUUUUUGAGGAGGCUAAACCAGGCAACAUGGAGAGGGAGUGUGUGGAGGAGCGCUGCAGCUGGGAGGAGGCGCGAGAGAUCUUCGAAGACGUAGACAAAACUAAUGAAUUCUGGGCCAAUUAUGUUGCGGUGGAGGACUUACUGAAGUGUCUUUACCAGAACGGACAAUGUGAGCAUUUCUGUGACGGCUCGGGAGAGAGUCUCAAAUGUUCCUGCGCUGACGGAUAUAAUCUGGGAGUCGACGGACGAAAGUGUAUCGCUCAAGUGGAGUAUCCGUGUGGUCAGCUGCCUCCACGGGAAACCGGUAUGAACCAGAGCGCUGUGGGUCAGAUCAGGCUGGUGGGAGCUAACCACUGUCCCAGAGGAGAGUGUCCCUGGCAGGUUCUGGUUCAGUUAAACGGAAGCAGUCACUGCGGAGGUGUUCUGAUCAAUGCGGACUGGGUCGUCACCGCUGCCCACUGUGUCCAUGGCAUCAACCCUCAGAACCUCGCUGUGGUGGCAGGGGAACACCACUUGGACGUUGAAGAGGGCACGGAGCAGAGGAUUCCCGUUUCCCUGGCGGUCGCCCAUGAAGCCUAUGUCCCAGCGACGGGUGACAGCGAUGUUGCCUUGCUGCAGCUGAGUCGCCCCGUCACCUUGAAUCGCCACGCCAUCCCCAUCUGCCUGCCCAUUAAAGACUUUGCCGAGCGGGAGCUCCUGCCGGUCCGCUACCACACCGUGUCCGGCUGGGGCAAGAGGACCGCCGGGGGCAACGCUGUGAAACCCAGCGGCCCGCCCGUUGUCCCAGUCUCCCCCGUCAUUCGCAAGUUUCCCGUCCCCAUCAUCCAGAACUCCCAGUGCUCCCAGAGAGCCCGGUUCAACUUCACCGACAACAUGCUGUGUGCCGGAUACCUGGAGGGUCAGCGGGAGAGCUGCCGCGGGGACGACGGGAGCCCACUGGUCACGCUUUACGGCUCUACCCACUUCCUGACGGGCGUGGUCGGCUGGGGGCGGGGCUGUUCGCACCCGGGGUAUUAUGGGGUGUACACCAAGAUGGCCAACUUUGUGGACUGGGUAGAGACCACUAUGAAAAACCCGCCCACCAUGAAGACAGCCAAUGAGAAGAAAGCUGCAGUGACGGCUUUCGACACGUUGGAACAGAAAGUAGUUUAAUAAAAGAUGAUGGAAAGAU
This is a messenger RNA of Micropterus dolomieu (smallmouth bass), 1362 nucleotides long. RefSeq names its product coagulation factor VII-like. NCBI's taxonomy places the organism in Eukaryota, Metazoa, Chordata, Actinopteri, Centrarchiformes, Centrarchidae. Gene Ontology annotation, molecular function: calcium ion binding; serine-type endopeptidase activity. The transcript has 7 exons. Gene Ontology annotation, cellular component: extracellular region. Bases 69 to 1343 code for a protein of 424 amino acids. The record is from RefSeq and is a predicted model, not a curated record. Gene Ontology annotation, biological process: proteolysis; blood coagulation.